CGACUCAUUAUUAAUGAACAAUCGAGCCAUUUGAUUGGCUGUGUAAACAAUUAUUGGCAGAAAGCCAUUGUAGUGCUGCUCACUUUGACAGAAUCUAUGAAUAGUUAAUCAAGUUAUUGCUUAGUUACGAGAGGGACGCUCUCUUCACAACAUAACCACGCCGGCACAAACUUUGGACUUUUUCCAUCUCYGUUUUAAAGUUUGAAGCUACAAGAACUGCAAAGGAAGUUCAGAUUGCUUGAGCAGAUGUUGAGGGAGCUGUAAUCGUGGUAUAUAUUGAUCUGAAGUAGCUAGAAAUACAGCUAUAGUAACUUCUAAUUUGCUCCAAAAGGCCACUUCGGAAAUAGACGUUCCAAUUGUGACAGGUCUGUUUAGAGAUUUAAUAUACUCCUAAAAAGACUUGGAAACGUAGAGGAAUUCUUAAAGUGUGGAAAGCAUUGGAGAAAUUGCAAGAAAUUUCAGCCGAACUUUGGUGUAUCUCUCGAGUACCACCUCAGGAAUGUCCGCUGUGUUGUUCUUUUAGACUUGGCCGACUUUUGAAACUCUGUGUUCCAAAAACUCUGAAUUUAUAGGUUUAAAUUUACUUGUAGYUGUAUAACUAGUUCAAUUUAAUUCAAGACGAUUUGGUUUGAACGAGGCUAUUUCCAGCUCAAGACAGAGGUGAUUAUAAAAUUAACUAUCAGCAAUCUCGUCUCCCUAGAAACAGCAACAUGACUUCGACAACUCCGAUACUSAUCCCAAAAUACUUCGAAAAGGACUACCUCCAGAAUCUAAAUGAUCGMUUCUCGAGCUAUAUCUCCAGGGUAAGGCAAAUGCGAGAGCAGAGUGGCCGAAGUGACACUAUAAAUUUCAUAAACUCCACCAAAGUUCUCGAAGAGGAAAUAUUAGCACURAAAGCGAUGUAUGAAAGASAACUCGAAGAGCUCCGGAACCAACUUGAUCAUAUUUCRAGAGACAGGACUCAACACCAGCUUGCUGCAGCAAAGAAUACCGCGCUUGUGACMGAACUUCAAGACAAGCUUGCUGAAGAGUCCAAUAUUCGUAAAAAGGUUGAAAACUCCCUAGCAGAUGCCCACAGAGUAAUUGCAGAGAAAGACGCCCAGCUGCAAGACGGCAGAGUGACAAUCACACAGCACCAGAAUGCACAUAUGGACACUAAGAAGGACCGUGACAGUCUCCAGGGGGCCYUGACCUGCACACAGCAGGCUUUGGACACCGAGACAGCAGCGAGAGCUGACCUACAAACUCUGGUCAACCAAUUGAGGGAAAAAUUGAAGUUUGAACAACAGCUUCAUGAAAAAGAAAUGGCUGAAAUGAGGUUAAGACUUGAUGAUGCAGACAGGACUAUACUCCUUGCUGAAGAGAGACUCCACGAACACAACAUUAUUGAUGAGAAUCUGGCGGCCAUGUUGGCCAAAGUCAAGCUUCAUAGUCAGCAUGAAUUGAGAAGAUUCAAGGAGGAAUCAGAAAUCUCACAUCAAAACAUUAUGAACCAGCUCAAGAUCCAACUUGAYAAUGAGAGUAGAAACCUUGCUGCAGCCACUGAUGAGAACAUUCGCAUGAAGGCACAGCUAGAGACAGUGCAGUCAAAGCUCAUUAACUUGGACUCAAGGACUUAAUCUUGCAAUGGAGAACCAAACUCCUCUUGCCCCAGUGCGUUCACGUACCUGGCACACAAUGACACCAAGGACUAAAACAGUUACUACAGAGCCUAGACGUCCAGCCAGUACUAUAGGUAUAACACCUACAUUGAGUACAAGUACCAGCAAGGUGGUGCAUAAACCAAUCACAAGGCCAAAAACUACAACAGGCACACUUGCAAUCAACAGGAUAGCUACCACUGAACCUAUCACAACAUCCAGUCCUUAUCGCCACUCCUGGACCUAUGUACCUAACUUUGUGGACUACCAUAGCCCCACAUCUAGCCAUACUGGAAGUGUACGAAUCCUGGAAGUCAACCCAGAUGGAAAUUAUGUCAGACUUUUCAACACAUCAACACAUAAGGAUGAGGAGAUUGGUGGGUAUAUGGUACAACAGAAUGUUUCUGGUCGACCAGUAACUGUCUUCCGGUUUCCACCAAGAACAAGRCUCAAGGCKUUGGCUCAUACUACAGUUUGGGCAGCAGGUAGCCUCAUGAGGCACAACCCACCUUCGGACUUCCUGUGGAAAGAGCAACAUAAAUGGGGUACUGGGCCUGAAUGUACCACAAUCCUUUGCAAACCAAAUGGACAGGCUGUUGCAUGGACGACUGCAGCGUUUCCAUUUGGAGUUCCAAAUCAAAUUCCCACACGUGACACUGGACCUGGUUCACCACGAGAAAAAGCACUGGACCAGAUUGAUAGUAACUCYCCUAAGAAAUCUCCCAGGUCAAAAGAUCCAGACCUYCCCCCAAGGCAGAUCGAAAACAAGUCAUUCUCAAGGGUGCCAAAYGACCCACUCCACCCCCAUGCGGUCCAGAGUAGAGUCAAGAUAGGUGGCAAUGAGGGAAUGACUGUCAAUCCUCAAGCUCGGUCCCAGACCACCCGACCUGAUCCUGCUGGUGCUAGUCGUACUGGGGGAGCGCCACUGCGUCGAUUUGCUGGAUCCUCUCUUCCCAAUGAUAAGGAUGCAAGCUCCAAACAACUCCAUGGCGGUACUAUACGAGUCAUGCCAUCAGUAGACUUUAGUCCACCGAGUCAGCAGUACCAAGASAGGUUGAACAACUUAACAUCGCAACAACGAGUUGACUUCCAACCUCCACCCCCCAGACCUUACGUCACCUCCCGAGUAACUUCAUAAAUUUUGUUAAUCGGUCGGGGGGGAGCAAAACAUUGUCUGGGAGAAUAAAUGAAUUUUAAUGUAAACAAUGCACAACUUACUGAACUUUACAGUAGCAAGAAAAAAUAUACAAUACUUCUGUCUUAAAUACAGACAUGAUGGAGUUGUUUUCAAAAACCAAAAAACAAAACAUUUUUAUAUUAUUUCACACUUCUAGUGGCACGUAAUUUUACAUUUUUUCCUAUGUACACUUACCAAGUAUCAGAUCAUGCAUUUUUAUUGUUUUUUUCAUCUUUUCUGUUCAAGUUAAGAAAUCAUAUGUAUUUGAGUUUUAUCAAGCAUUAAUUUUCRACUGGUAAUUGAGCUCAAAGCGACGAGGCUGUGUUCACAUCGCUAAGUUUAUAUUAUUUUAUUAAAAAACGAUAAUAAAAUAUAUUGCCUUUAUUUCGUGUUAUGCAAUAAUUAUUUUAAACUCUGAGUUCCCAUGUGACUGUAGCACUGUGUCUGAUGUGAAUUUGUAUACCAUCCCUAUCCCAUGGCCUCUCCGGGAGUGCUUUCCUAUUGACGCUUUUAAUUUUGAGUUGAAAUAAGUAUGAAUAAAGGUGUCUUAAACUUUAA
Messenger RNA from Exaiptasia diaphana, 3375 nucleotides. Its product is annotated as lamin-B2. NCBI's taxonomy places the organism in Eukaryota, Metazoa, Cnidaria, Anthozoa, Actiniaria, Aiptasiidae. The record is from RefSeq and is a predicted model, not a curated record. Gene Ontology annotation, cellular component: nuclear envelope; cytoplasm.